This is a messenger RNA of Staurois parvus, 348 nucleotides long. NCBI's taxonomy places the organism in Eukaryota, Metazoa, Chordata, Amphibia, Anura, Ranidae. The record is from the annotation of a GenBank genome assembly.
CCUCCUUAUAUCAGAUGUCCCUAUCAGAUUCCCCCUUUAAAUCAGGAGUCCUCAUCAGAGUCCCCCUUUAAAUUGUACUCCCAUCAGCUUGCCCCCUUACAUCAAGUGUCCCCAUCAGAGUGCCUUCAUCAGAGUUCCCGUUACAUCAACUGCCCCCAACAGAGUGCCACCUUACAUCAGGGUCCCUUUCAGAGUGUACCCUUACAUCAGAGUGCCCCUUUACAUGAGGUUUCCCCAUCAGAGUGCCCCUUUACAUCAGGUGUCCCCAUCAGAGUGCCACCUUACAUCAGGUGUUCCAUCAGAGUGCAGCCUUACAUCAAUUGUCCCCAACAGAGUUCCCCCUUACAU